AUGGAACGAGAAAAUUUUAUAGAAGAAGAUAUUGAGAAAUUAACUCAUCAUAUCGAUGAAAUUGAAGAAGGUAUUGAAAAUAAGAAAUAUUAUCCACGUAUUGAAAUUAUUUCUCAACCAAUUGAUUGGAAAUCAUCAAUACAAGUAAAACUUUUAGUAGAAAAUGAACCGAAAAUUGAAAAACCAGAAGAACCAUCGACUCCAUCAUCUGUUACAUCAAUUGUUACAACGAAACCAAAAUAUCCACCAUCAAUUCAACGAAAAUGUGAUACCUGUGGAACAGAUACAUGGCAAAAAGAAUGUAAAUGUUGUGGUCAUACAUAUUGUGGUUGGCAUUUAAAACGACAUAAUCUUGAUCCAAAAAACAUUAAAAAAUAA
Messenger RNA from Adineta steineri, 378 nucleotides. NCBI's taxonomy places the organism in Eukaryota, Metazoa, Rotifera, Eurotatoria, Adinetida, Adinetidae. The record is from the annotation of a GenBank genome assembly.